AUGACUUUUGAUCAAGGCCGAAGGGCAGCCAGCGGCUCAGACUAUCCGUCUCAUCCGGAGGACUUUCGUCAGCCGUCUGCCUUUGGUGUUGGUCAGUCCGACUAUGACCAUCAAGCCCAGCAGCGAGCUAACUAUGCUCUUGCCCUUCAAAUGUCAUGCCGAGACGUCGUUCAGACCAUCAAGGCAAGCGACCUGCUCAUGAGCAAUGAAUGGGCAAAGCCCCUCACGCAUGCCCCGAAUGCCAUCUCCAUCAUGGCUCUUUGUCUCAAAACGGCUGCUGUGCGUGAGGCUGCCAACAUCAAGGUGAGGGACAAGGAGAUCACGGAUGAGACUGGGAAAGUCAUUGGUCUGCUCCCGCUUGCUUUCCUUGACGCGCAGAAACGCAUGAACAACCUCCAAAGUGUCGCUCGCAGCAUGAUUGCGCCUGAGGGCACCAUCGCCUACAUCAUCGAUUUACUCAGUGAUCUGGAAGACGCCGAGGAUAAUCUUCCAGGAGCUAUGAAGCGACUGGAAACUAACGCUGAGAACUUCAAAGCUGAUGCUGAAGCUAUCACCAAAAAGUUUGAGUAUUGGGAGAGAGUGAUUAUGCAUCUUCUUAAGAACUCGCAAGAUGCGGGGUCGGUGACUGAAGAGAAACGAACUCAAAACACAGUCAAUGCUGUCAUGGCAGACGCAGAGAGACAAGCCAGAGAGAGGGAGGAAGAAGAUGCCAAGCAAGCCAUCCAAGAGCAACAGAAGUUGCUUCAAAUGGCCCGGAGACAGGUUGAGGAAGCCCAGCGAAGACUGAAUGCGCUUCUUGAUCGGCCACCUAUUGAGGAACCAUCUGCAUGGUCCGAUAUGAUCCAUGCGCGGGAGUUCGUCCCAGAUCGACCAGCACCAAGUCGUGGAGAAAAGGGCGUAUUCUCCAAAGGAUGGGGAUACUUCUUUGGCUCCAGCGACAGCGAGGUCGCAGCUGAGAACAGGCACAGUAAGGAACAUUCUAAGACUAUCACGAAUGAAAGACAGGCCUAUGUAGCCAAAGCAGUAGAGCACCGCGAGAUGCAGAGACGAAUGGCGCAGGCCCAAUUGGACGAAGCGAGAGGGAACGAGUCGAAGCUCUGGGAGGAACUUGACAAACAGACCGAAAAGCUCUCGAUCAGUCAUCACAGCCUCACGAAAGCUAAGCACGAUCUCGCAAAGACACAUGCAGAGCUUCAGCGUCUAUGCUCCGAGAAGAUUGAACUAGUACGUCUUGUCGUCCCUCUCAACUCGCAUACUAACAAGAAACAGGAGCAGAUCAUGAAGAUUCUCGAGGAGUCUAUGCGCCGCCUAACAGAACUAAAGAAGGAAGUCGAGGAGAUGGCAUUAUUCUUUAGCCGAGUGCAAACCGUCAUCACAACGACUGUAAACGAAAACCUGCAGAGUUUCUUAAACCCAAUUCAACGUGCGUUGGACAAGGGAGACAGCGUUGACAAGAUCCGGGAGAGAAGCAAGCAGAAUUUACUCCGAAACGCAUUCGAACUUCAGGGACGCUUCUCGGCUACUGCAGACGUGGCUAGCAUGUACGUCCUUGUGUCUAAUAAGUACAUCAGGCCGGGGAUCAACAAGAUGGAGGCGCUGGCGGCUAUGGAUGACAAUGAUUUUGAGCGCGGAAAGGAGGAGUUCAGGGACUGGUGUGACAGUGCGGCGGAGGAUAUUGUGCGCAUCACUGACGGUGAGCAGUCCAAGAUGGCGGAGAAUUUGACAAGAAAUGUUGAAGUUUUAAGUCAGAGGGCUAUAACAGGUGCUUUAUAG
Messenger RNA from Fusarium subglutinans, 1773 nucleotides. RefSeq lists its product as uncharacterized. The record is from RefSeq and is a predicted model, not a curated record. NCBI's taxonomy places the organism in Eukaryota, Fungi, Ascomycota, Sordariomycetes, Hypocreales, Nectriaceae. The transcript has 4 exons. The coding region runs from base 1 to 1773 and encodes 590 amino acids.